This is a messenger RNA of Chionomys nivalis (European snow vole), 1301 nucleotides long. It is a transcript of the gene Phyhd1, whose product is annotated as phytanoyl-CoA dioxygenase domain containing 1. The transcript has 11 exons. The coding region runs from base 123 to 1004 and encodes 293 amino acids. The record is from RefSeq and is a predicted model, not a curated record. Lineage: Eukaryota; Metazoa; Chordata; Mammalia; Rodentia; Cricetidae.
UUUUCCGGGUAGGUGAGAAUUCAGCCCUUCUGAGCUUCCUCACCGGGCUCUCUCCCUGGAACUUUUCCCUAUCCAGCCCUGGAGUCAGCACCCUGGGCCAGCGGUGUCCUGCAGUAAUCCCCAUGGCCUGCCUGAGUCCCUCACAGCUCAAAAAGUUCCAGGAGGAUGGGUUUCUGCUCUUGGAAGGAUUCCUGACAGAAGAUGAGUGUGCGGCCAUGCAACAGAGGAUUCGUGAGAUUGUGGCUGAGAUGGACGUCCCUCUGCACUGCCGGACAGAGUUUUCCACCCAGGAAGAUGAGCAGCUUCGGAAUCAGGGCAGCACAGAGUACUUCUUGAGCAGUGGUGACAAGAUUCGAUUCUUCUUUGAGAAAGGAGUUUUUGACAAGAAAGGAAAUUUCUUGGUCCCUCCAGAGAAAUCUAUCAACAAAAUUGGCCAUGCUCUGCAUACCCAUGACCCUGUCUUCAGAGGCGUGACACACUCUCCCAAGGUGCAGGCUCUGGUCAGAAGCGUGGGCCUCCAGAUGCCAGUGGUGGUGCAGAGCAUGUAUAUCUUUAAGCAACCUCACUUUGGCGGCGAAGGUGGGUCUAUUACAGUAUCCCCUCACCAAGAUGCUACCUUUCUGUACACGGAGCCCCUGGGCCGCGUGCUGGGUGUGUGGAUUGCUGUGGAAGACGCCUUGCUGGAGAAUGGCUGCCUCUGGUUCAUCCCUGGCUCCCAUACCAGAGGGGUGUCAAGAAGAAUGAUCAGAGCCCCUGCAGGUACCAGCUUCCUUGGGUCAGAGCCAGCCUGGGAUAACAACCUCUUUGUGCCUUUGCCAGUACGGAGAGGGGGUCUGGUCCUGAUCCACGGAGAAGUGGAGCACAAGAGUGAGCAGAACCUCUCCAACCACUCGCGCCAAGCCUAUACUUUCCACCUCAUGGAGGCCACAGCCGGCACUGUCUGGAGCCCAGAGAACUGGCUCCAGCCCACGACUGAGCUGCCCUUCCCACCACUCUACGUCUAGAGGCCCUGGCAGGACCUGGUUCCCCCCAGAGUGAAGCUGUCAACGCCAGGGCCUCUGGGGCUGCAACCCAAGGGUACAUCUUCCUGUGUGGGCUUUCUUUCUGAUGAUGUCUAUGACCCUUGGUCCAGCACACAGGGAGCCAAGAAGCAGAAGCAAAAGGGCAGCAACCCAGGCUGGAUGCAGGACUUCCUCCAAAAUUUUGUCUCUGUCACCUUUCUAUCCUAACCUAGCCUUCUGAAGUGGAAUGAUUCUGGUUGAGUUCAGUGUUCUCUUUGGUAAAGCACUGAGUAAAAUGAC